This is a messenger RNA of Notothenia coriiceps (black rockcod), 1673 nucleotides long. Its product is annotated as alpha-2A adrenergic receptor. NCBI's taxonomy places the organism in Eukaryota, Metazoa, Chordata, Actinopteri, Perciformes, Nototheniidae. Gene Ontology annotation, biological process: G protein-coupled receptor signaling pathway. Gene Ontology annotation, molecular function: alpha2-adrenergic receptor activity; epinephrine binding. The coding region runs from base 285 to 1475 and encodes 396 amino acids. Gene Ontology annotation, cellular component: plasma membrane. The transcript has 2 exons. The record is from RefSeq and is a predicted model, not a curated record.
ACUCCGCCCAUUCCCGAUCUCACUGAAGUGGAGCCGGCAUCACAGAUGCUCAGCGUCAGAUCAAGCCCAUAUAAAAAGAAGAACUCUCCACUUUACCCACAGCAGAUGACAGGAUCUCCCUGAGCCGGCACUAUCUGGAAUUGAAAAAGAGGAAAAGAAAAUCUCCAAGUGAAGAAAAUGAAAAGACUGAAUUCUCUGAGGCUGUAUUGUUGAAUGGAUAAUAUCAACAUACUACUGGCAAGCACAGCUUCCACUGUUGGGACAAUAUCUUCGACACCCCAGCUAUGGGUUGUCUUAACUUAACCAGUGGAAAUGAGACUGGCAGGCACCCUUAUACUGUGCAGACCUCUGUGCCUUUAACCAUCCUAGUGGGUAUCCUCAUCCUGCUAACUGUGUUUGGCAAUGUCAUGGUGGUGAUUGCUGUGAUCACCAGCCGAGCCCUGAGAGCGCCUCAGAACUUGUUUUUAGUCUCUCUGGCAUGUGCGGACAUUCUGGUUGCCACCUCAGUGAUGCCUUUUUCUUUAGCCAAUGAACUGAUGGGUUACUGGCACUUUGGGAAAGUAUGGUGUGAAAUCCACCUGGCUUUGGACGUGCUCUUCUGCACCUCGUCCAUCGUUCACCUGUGUGCCAUCAGCCUGGACAGAUACUGGUCUGUCUCUCAAGCCAUCGAGUACAACCUGAGAAGGACGCCGCGCAGGAUUAAAUGCACAGUCAUCGUAGUUUGGGUACUGGCGGCUAUUAUAUCCUUCCCUCCACUUAUCACAAUGAAGAAGGACGAGGGGAAAGAAGAUCGUCCCGAAUGUAAAAUUAAUGAGGAGAAAUGGUACAUCAUAUUCUCCAGCACUGCCUCUUUCUUUGCACCAUGUGUCAUCAUGAUCAUGGUGUAUGUUAGAAUAUACCUGAUUGCCAAGAAAAGAACCAGAACCCCGCCAGGUGAAAGGCAGAGAGGAUUCGGAAACACAGAAGAUGCAAAGUGUGGUUUGGAGAGAAAAGACGGAGAAGAGAGGGAGGAGGAAGAGGGGAACGGAGCAGAGAUCAACGGGCUAGAUCUGGAGGAGGAACCAUCCUCGUCUGAUGGGAAUGACACUGUCCUAUGUUACCGGAAGAAGGGGAGUUGUGUGAGAACAGCCAAAGGGGCUCAGGUGAAGCCGGGGGAAACCUCUCUGAAGCCAGAGGCGCAGCCCUGCGUGGGUCCGAGCAAGUGGAAAGGGAGGCAGUACAGAGAGAGGCGCUUCACAUUUGUUCUGGCUGUGGUCAUGGGAGUGUUUGUUCUUUGCUGGUUCCCCUUUUUCUUCACGUACUCGCUCACAGCUGUGUGUGACGCCUGCUGUGUCCCAGAGACACUGUUCAAAAUGUUCUUCUGGUUCGGUUACUGCAACAGCUCACUAAACCCUCUUAUUUACACCAUAUUCAAUAAUGACUUUAGGAGGUCUUUUAAAAAGAUCCUGUGUAAAAGGAACAGAGUACGUUUAUAAAUAGGAUUUUUUAUGUAUGCAUUUUAAAAUACAGCAUGUUUGGUCAUCUGUACCUAAGCUCAGAUAAGUGUACAUUUUACACAGAUAUUUAUGGAAUAUACGAAAAAUGUGAAAAGAAGCAUGUUUUGCCAUUGUGUUUUAACAUGUUGUGUAUUACCACAUCAGUAAAUAUCUGUAAUAUUAAAAUCAUGCCAAAUA